AUGGCAAAAUGGUAUACUGAAGCCGACAGCGUGAUGAGCGAUCACAGGAAAUGUACCAUCGCCUACGGUCUAGAAACCGCAAAGCCUGAGACGAAGUACGACCAACAUUCCCACCUACGGCGUUGGAGUUCCAGACCUACAGGUACAUUGGUCUCAGACAGAACGCUCCAGAGGAGGGUCUUGAAAAAUGUUGACAAAAAUAUGUUGCUGUAUCUGCAGAUAACCGACCAUCAGGCUUUGUCCAAGAAGGCAAUCCUGAACUACUCCAGUAACUUCGUUAGCAGCGGCAUGGACCGCACCAUUUGCAUCUGA
This is a messenger RNA of Aspergillus tanneri, 312 nucleotides long. RefSeq lists its product as uncharacterized. The transcript has a single exon. Lineage: Eukaryota; Fungi; Ascomycota; Eurotiomycetes; Eurotiales; Aspergillaceae. The record is from RefSeq and is a predicted model, not a curated record. Bases 1 to 312 code for a protein of 103 amino acids.